Spodoptera littoralis (African cotton leafworm) is the source of this 654-nucleotide messenger RNA. Lineage: Eukaryota; Metazoa; Arthropoda; Insecta; Lepidoptera; Noctuidae. The record is from the annotation of a GenBank genome assembly.
AUGGGUGUUAAACUAUACGCUUUGGAUAUGAGUCCACCAGUGCGUGCAUGCAUGAUGGCUCUUGGUGUAUUUAACGUGCCAUUCGAAAAAAUACUCGUCAAUGUACAAGGUGGUGAACAUUUAACUCCAGAAUAUUUGAAAAAAAAUCCUCUUCAUACGAUACCAGUACUAGAAGAUGGUGAUAUAACUAUACAUGACAGCCACGCUAUCCUAACCUACCUAGCUGACACCUAUGGAAAGGACGACUCUUGGUACCCAAAAGAUGUCAAAAAGCGAACGUUGGUUAACCAAAAACUAUUCUUUAACGCAGGUGUUAUGUUCCAGAAAUUACGAAACAUCACAUACAAUAUCGUGUUAAAAGGAAAGAAGACCAUAGAACCGGAAUUGUUAGACGGUGUCACAGAAGGCUACGAGUUCAUGGAAGCGUUCCUGUCCCGGUCAAAGUAUAUCGCUGGAGACCAUGUUACAAUCGCUGAUAUAGCAAUUUUGAGUACUGUGUCAACCCAAGAUCUUAUCCUACCAAUAGACGCCCAAAAGUAUCCAAAAUUGAAAGCCUGGUUAGAAGAAUUGAAAGCGACGCCAUAUUGUAAGAAAUAUAAUGAAGAAGGUGCGAACGCUUUGGGGGCGUAUGUGAAAAAGAGUGUCUCUUCUUAA